Molecule: messenger RNA, 3903 nt
Organism: Pteropus alecto (black flying fox)
Lineage: Eukaryota; Metazoa; Chordata; Mammalia; Chiroptera; Pteropodidae
Product: ankyrin repeat and SAM domain-containing protein 4B
Exons: 3
Coding region: 34-1209 (391 amino acids)
Biological process (GO): brush border assembly
Molecular function (GO): protein binding
Source: RefSeq, a predicted model, not a curated record
UGAUAUCUGGCCAAGCUUUGGUGAGCAGGAAAAAUGUCCACUCGCUACCACCAAGCCGCUAGUGAUAGCUACCUGGAACUUCUGAAGGAGGCCACAAGGAGAGAUCUGAAUCUUUCUGAUGAAGAUGGCAUGACUCCCACGCUCCUGGCCGCCUACCAUGGCAACUUGGAAGCCCUAGAAAUAAUCUGCAGCAGAGGCGGGGAUCCCGAUAGAUGCGACAUCUGGGGAAAUACUCCUCUCCAUCACGCGGCCUCCAACGGUCACGCCCACUGCGUCUCGUUCCUGAUCAACUUUGGCGCCAACAUCUUCGCCUUGGACAAUGACUUACAGUCCCCGCUGGACGCUGCUGCCAGCCGAGAGCAGAAAGAAUGCGUCGAUCUCCUGGACAAGGCUGCCACCGUCCAGAACAUCACGAACCCCAAGAAGGUCACCAGGCUGAAGGAGCAGGCUCAGAAGAAUGCCAGGAGGCAGAUCCAAGAGUGCGAGAGGCUCCAGGAGAAGCACCAAACGAAGAUGGCCCGGACCUACAGCAAGGAGGAAUCUGGGACUCUUUCUUCUGCCCAGGGCACGCUCUCCAGGUCGUCCCUCCCACAAGCUUCUGCUUCCAGCACGUUUGGGUCGCUGUCUAAGGGCAUCAAAGACACCUUCAAGCUAAAGUUCAGGAAGAAUAAAGACACGGCGGAGCGGGAAGGAAAGGCGAGCGGCAGCGGGCAGAGGAAUGUGAUGGACGUCUUCAGAGAAGAGGAGGAAGACACGUCGUCAGGCCUGGGAAGUAUUGUUUUUAGAAAGAACAGACUAUCGAGCCCCGAAUACAUCUCAGACAGCAAGAGGGAGAUGGGGUUCAGAUUGUCCAGUGAGUUGUUUCAGAGACAAGGAGCAGCUCAGGCGGAUGACGCCAAGGCCGAGGAAGAGGGCGAGGAAGACGGCCAUGAGGACGAUCUGCCUUGGGACGAGGACGCCGUGGAGUGGGAGGAGGACGUCGUCGAUGCUACCGCCCUGGAAGUGUUCUUGCUGUCCCACCACCUGGAGGAGUUCCUUCCCUUCUUCAUGAGAGAGCAGAUGGAUCUAGAAGCCCUGAUGCUUUGCUCUGAUGAGGACCUUCAGAGCAUCCAGAUGCACCUGGGGCCCAGGAAGAAAGUUCUUAACGCCAUAAACGGAAGGAAGCAGGUGCUCCAACAGCCCGGGCAGCUGGUCGACACCAGCCUCUGAUGGAGCGUUGGGUCCAUGGGGUGAGCCUGCUGCAGUGGGGUGACGUGGCUCACUGGAAGCCCCGCCCCCCAGGCCACGCCUGCUCUCUGCCGAGUGCCGGGCCUCUGGGAGUGGUGUCUAGGAUUGCGGAGACACCCACUUUAGGGAGAGGCCCCGAGCUCUACUCUGAGGAAUUCUCUGUACCCAUCCAAAUAAACCACUGGUGAGAGACUCACGGAGACCCGGGAAUUAAAGAAUGGAUUCUUCUUCAACGAUCUCGUUAAUCUUUUUGGCUAUAGAAAGCGUUAAAUGGAUGACAGAGAAGGGGAAAAACCGUCUUUACUUUUCCAACUCUGGACUUAAGAUUAUGCUCCCUCAUCCCACUGCCGCUUACUUUCUGAUUCUCGUGCCGCGGGGAUUCUAAUUCCAGUUCCGUCCUUUGCUCUGUACUUUGUUGGUGGAGAGGAAAGGUCACCCAUUGGCUUGAGACUUAAUGCCCAACGUAAAUGUGUCUAAACCUUUAACAGACGUUCACAUGUUUCUAGUAAUGGAAAUGGGUCUAUAAUACCCCUGCCUGAGAACAGAGACAGAGAAGGAGAGUGAAGAAAAAUGGAAUGUAGGGUACUUGCUAUGGACUGAAUUGUGUCCUCCCAAAUUCACAGACUGGAGCCCUAACCCCCGAUAUGGCUGUAUUUGGAGAUAGAACCUUUAUUAGAGGCAGGGAAGGUCAAACGAGGUCAUCAGAGUGGGGUCCAAGUCCCACAGAACUGGUAUCCUCAUAAGAGGAAGAGACGCCGGGGAUGCGCGUACACAGAGAAAAGGUCACGUGAGGACGCGGCGGGAAGGUGGCCAUCCGCCAGCCAAGGAGAGAGGCCUCAGGAGAAACCCGUCCUGCCGACACCUUGACCUUGGACUUCCAGCCUCCAGAGCUGUAAGAGAAUACAUCUCUGUUGUUAAGCCCCGCAGUCUGUGGUAGUUUGUUACAGCAGCCCCAACAUAGCGCCCAAGCAAGAAGGUUGGGGAGGAGGAAAAGAAUACAGAAAAAAAAAUGUCUGGCACGUUCGAUGAUUUUCCUAAGGGUAAGUGCCUCUUAAAACUAAAAAAAGAAAGAAAGAAAGAAAAAUCUAGGUUCUUCGUAGGGAACAUGUGAUUGUAAAAAUGAAUAUUACAUUUUCAUGCCCUUUACGUGUCCAUCUUUUAUUCACGGUCGUCGACCGCCGUCGCUACAUGUCUGAAAACACUGAGGUCCUGCGAUAUAAACUGGCAGCAUGGCAGCUGGCAUGUUUUUGCGUGGCGUUCUCAAAUUCAGAUCGAAACCCUAUGGAACAGCUAAGCUGCAUUGCAUUUUUAUGGCCAGACUUACGUCAGGUGUGUGCAUCAUUUGCACACAGCUGUUUACCUGCAGCGGGCUUCCUGCUUCGCAUCUGUGUUAUUUCAAGAGGCGCCGUGGAGGACAUCAGCUUAGGGAGGAUACGGAUGCUCAGAUCUGAGGGACAGGUGGUUCUUUCUUACUGCUAGGAUCCAGAAAGGUUGUCAGUCACCGCAUAAAUACGUCACACUAGAGGAUGAUUGUGUUUGCAAACAUUACAUUUUGUUGGUCUGGAUUAAACCGAAGUGGUAUUCGCUUUCGAUAACAUGCGUGAAAGCAGUUAGCGCAGAGAAGGCGCCCACACAGCAUUUGCAGCCUCCAUCCGCACUCCGUUGCCAGAGGCACCAGGAGCCUCUCUCCACGCGUUCCCCAGAAUCCGCCUGACGGUCAGACAGUCGUUGCUAGGAUGUAGGAGAAGUAGAAGCCACGAGGGAAGCACGGCUGCUCACAAGAAGGAUGCUCUCCAGGAGAGCUUUGUACUUCAUCAUCGCAGGUAAAAGCAGUGUAGAAAGCCCGGCGAUGUAUUCUAGCAAACAAGAGGCCACGUGAGGCGGUACAGAGAAUUCUGAGCUGGUUGAAAAGAAGGGCACACACGUGACCCCUUCAUGUAAUCACAGUGAAUGACGUAAACCUCUGUGAGCCCAGCAUGGUUCUUAGAAGUUACGUUGAAUGUUUUUGAACAGUUGUGUCUUUUUAAUGAGGUUAUUCCAGCUCGCAGACCCCACAGGCUUCUCUGCCAAUGCCCGAACAUCUCCAGUUGGGCCAGUUAAAAGGCCAGUUAAAGGUUACAUACUUUAUGUGCCAUUAUCAUGAAGACUGGCUCCAAGCGUGUGAACAAAACAGAAUUAGCUUGGGUCUCAUAUGCCAUGGAGACAAUGGGACGAGUUGAAGGGUCCCCGCUCCUGGGAACUCUCCUACCCCCACUGCCAGAAAAGCCAGGUGCUGCUCGCCACAACGCAAGCCCGUGCCGGGGUAUCCGGUCUCCGUGGCGACGACGUGAGGCACAGGCACGGGCGCAUGACGGUCCCGUGAGUCUCAGUUCUGGGACUUCUAACUGUCGAGGAAGACAAUCUGUAUUUCUGCUUGGGUUGCCGGAGAGGACAGACUAGGAUUCAGGAGCCGCUGGCCACCACCCUGCCACUACCGAGGGGGUGCCUGCUUGAUCCUGGGGCCAACGCUGAAGAACACAGCCGAGGGGUGGAGGGGGCAGGGUUGAGUCCCUCUGACACUGGGAGCCCUCGGGUGCAGCUGCGGCCCGAACCGAUUACCCAUGCACUUCGUAAUUACAAGAGCCACUAGAUCCCAUUUCUCACUCAUUCGCUCGUUCAGCUUAAGGUAGUUUGAGA